GCCCAAUAAACCCAAAAACGACCUUGGGCAGGAAUAUAAGCAAGCCCAAUAGAAAAUCGUUUACCCUGAAAACCAUCCCUGUUAUUUGCUAAAGAAAUCCUAGCUACUCGCCUCUUCUCUGUUACACACAGCAUCGGCAACCAUGGUGAAGUAUUCAAGAGAACCGGACAACCCUGCUAAAUGGAGUUAUUUAAGUAUGUUACAGAAUUUGGAGAAAAAAAAGUCAUUUUUGAUCAGUAGAAAAAAGUAUCCAAAAUUAAUCGCCGCUGGGAUGUCCAACUUUUUCUCCAAGGCGGAGGUGACAAGCAGCGGCCGCCCUGUCCUCCUCCACAACGAAGUCGAAUGCCACCUUCUCUCCGCCGUCGACCUUGAACCUGAAGACCACCGUCACUUCUCCCUCUUAAAAUCGGGUCUCCUCAUCCUCACCACCCAUCGCCUCAUCUGGCUACCUUCUUCUUCCGCCUCCACCCCUACUUCCGCCUCAGCCAUCCCUCUUGCUGCCAUUUCCCACAUCUUCUCUUCCAAAAAAUCUCUCAAGUCCGUCUUCCACUCCCCUAGGAUCCGCUUCCAAGUCCUCGUCUCGUCCGAUGGUCGGGUCUUCGAUCCAAGUUCCGGGUCUGGUUCCAGUUCAGGUUCGGGCUCGAGAUCAGUCGUAGUAACGGCAGUGAUUAGAGGGAAGGGGGAUUGUGAUGGGUUUUUGGUGAAGUUUUGGGACAGUUGGCGGGCGAGAGCUUGGGAGACUACUAAGACUUCAAGUUCCGGCUCAGGUUCUGCUUCGGGUUCAGGGGCAGCCACAGGAAUCGGUGGAGGGUUGUACUCGAGUGAUGGGUCGGUGAGGAUGGUUGGGGUGGCGGGUAUUUUAAGGAAGGAGCAAGAAAUGUGGGAGAGUACUGAUAAAAGUUUGCAGGAUGCUUUUCAGGACUUAAAUGCUCUCAUGAGUAAAGCUAAAGAGAUGGUGAUGCUAGCAGAAAAAAUGAGACAAAAGCUUUUGUCCGGAACGAGUUCUCAAACAAGUGGAACAAAUGAUGAGGAUAUGGGUUCAAAGGAAGAGAUGCAAGAUUGGUUGUUGAGUGUUGGCAUAAUAUCCCCAGUCACUAAAGAGUCUGCAGGUGCCCUGUACCAUCAACAAUUGUCCCGUCAGCUAGCAGAUUUUGUGAGAAUUCCACUGGAGAGAGCAGGUGGAAUGAUUAACCUUAUAGAUGCCUAUUGUCUCUUCAAUCGUGCUCGUGGCACAGAAUUGAUCUCUCCAGAUGAUAUGUUGCAAGCGUGUUCUUUGUGGGAGAAAUUUGAUGUUCCAGUGAUGCUUAGAAAGUUUGAUAGCGGAGUUAUGGUGAUCCAAAACAAGUCCCAUAGUGAUGAGGAGGUUUUUGCUAGAAUCAAAAGCCUUGUGACUAAGCCUGAAGCGCUUCGAACUGGUAUAAGCCCAACUGAUGCUGCAAUGACAUUAGGGAUUGCUCCGGCUAUGGCCAAGGAGCAUCUUCUAACUGCAGAGAGCAAAGGUUUGCUAUGCAGAGAUAUAAGCCCCGAUGGCUUUCGGUUUUAUAUUAACCUGUUUCCUGAAAUCGACCCAUGUAAUAUGUAUUUUGUGAAGGAUUAUGGGAUCUGCAGUACUUGGAUCAAGGCAGUUUCUACUACCGGCUUAGGUAUCGGCGAGAGAAGCUCAACUUUCCGGUGACUCUUCCUUUGAACUCUUUCAAGAACUUUCAAAGGAUCCGCUUUCUCCCCUUUCACCACCUAUUUGUGAGUCUUGCAAUCCGUCAUUACAUCUUCAACCCCUACAAAAUCCCAUUAAAAGAAAUCAUCUCAUUCAUUCAUUCCAAUCCAUUCCUUCAAAAAAAAAAAAGUUGGGUGCUUUUUAGAAACCUGGAAAUCCACUGAGACAUCUACGGACUUUACGAGCACAGCCUUCGCAAUGCAUGUAAACCUUCAAAACAAUCUAUUGAGUAAACAACAGGAGAUUCUUCUUUAGUUUCUUCAGCUUUCUUUUCUUCUUUCUUCUCCUCUUUGCUGCCUUUUCCUCCCCUUUCUUUUCAUCUUCAACCUUUUUCUCUUCCAUUUCCUUCGUCUCUACUGUUUUCUUCUCUUCCUGCAAAUCAAACAGAAAAAGAAGACCGAUGAACAAAUUAUAAACAAAUUAGGAAAAAUAAUAGUUUUUUUAAGUAAUUAAAUGAUAAAAUCACCUCCCCCAUUGGAUUAGUGAAACUGGGUUUCAAAGAAUGGAGAUUUUUUUUUCUUCUGGAUGCUUCGGUUUUUUGUUAGGACAGCAUUAAGAUCUGAAGCUAAUGAAGAAGAGGAAGCGGGGAUUUUAUCACCAUCAUCAUCAUUCAUUAGUCAUGAUAACAUGACGUGGCAUUUUGUAAGGGGGCACGUGCUUGGGAGAAGGGGGAUGAGAUUCAGACAAAUAGUGGCUGACUGGUUCGUACAGGCUUGCUGAUAUUGGCACUUUGGGAAAAUCAUUAUUUACGAUUUUCAUGAUAAAUUUAUUAAAAUAAGGUUGUGCAGAUUUAAGUUUGUUUAUUAUUAUUAUUAUUAUUAUUAUUAUUAUUAUAAUAA
Gossypium arboreum is the source of this 2553-nucleotide messenger RNA. Its product is annotated as vacuolar protein sorting-associated protein 36-like. The record is from RefSeq and is a predicted model, not a curated record. Lineage: Eukaryota; Viridiplantae; Streptophyta; Magnoliopsida; Malvales; Malvaceae. Gene Ontology annotation, biological process: protein transport to vacuole involved in ubiquitin-dependent protein catabolic process via the multivesicular body sorting pathway. Gene Ontology annotation, molecular function: ubiquitin binding; phosphatidylinositol-3-phosphate binding. The transcript has 11 exons. Bases 143 to 1675 code for a protein of 510 amino acids. Gene Ontology annotation, cellular component: late endosome membrane; ESCRT II complex.